This is a messenger RNA of Triticum aestivum (bread wheat), 927 nucleotides long. Its product is annotated as GDSL esterase/lipase At5g45910-like. The transcript is spliced from 3 exons. Gene Ontology annotation, molecular function: hydrolase activity, acting on ester bonds. Bases 32 to 676 code for a protein of 214 amino acids. NCBI's taxonomy places the organism in Eukaryota, Viridiplantae, Streptophyta, Magnoliopsida, Poales, Poaceae. The record is from RefSeq and is a predicted model, not a curated record.
AGCGUUGCUACCGCAGCGCAAGCAACCAAGUAUGAGGCCACCUCACGCAGCGCUCCUCUUGCUCUUCAUCCUAGCGUACUUCCGCGGUGCCUACUCCAAUGGCAGCCGGAGCCGUUUCACAUCCAUAAUCAGCUUCGGCGACUCCUUCGCCGACACCGGUAAUUUGGUCAUGUGGGCUGAUCCCGUCCUUCCGGGUCUACUACUCAAGAACCUCCCCUACGGCGAGACCUUCUUCGGCCACCCCACUGGACGUGCCACCGACGGCCGCCUUGUGCUGGACUUCAUCGCCGAAGCUCUGGGUCUGCCUUUCGUGCCGCCGUACCUUGACAAGGGGGGCAACUUCUCCGCUGGAGUAAACUUCGCCGUGGCAGGAGCGCCGGCUGUAACCCUGCAAUACCUGCAGGGACAGAAUUUGAUCGUGAACCCUCCUAUCAAUAGUUCCCUCUAUGAUCAGCUCGUGUGGUUCCAGAAACUGAAGCCUUCGCUCUGCAAGGGUCGACAAGGUACUGAUUGCUUCGGGAGCUCCUUGUUUGUCAUGGGAGAGUUUGGAGCAAAUGACUACAGGAGCUUCCUUCUGUCCAACAGGACUGUGGAACAAGCCACAGCUUAUGUUCCCCAAAUCGUUGACAGCGUCUCCCAAGGCGUAGAGGUACUCUAUAUGCUGUGCACAGAAUAGAUGAAAAGUCCAUUCUUCCUUUAAUUCCCACAAUUUACUUCUCCCACAACAUGUUUUUUCUUUUGACUUCAUAUUCCUGAACACAAUACUUGUCUAUCUUAUCGCCUUAUUUUAUACUAGCUACAUGCUGGUUGCGUCGCCAUGACCAUAUCCAAAUCAGUUGGAAAUUUAUGUUCUUGAUUAUGUGGUUCUGGCCUGCAAAAAUUAGACAUUUUUUCAGCAUUCUAGAUGUCAAUGUCUUUCUCCACAAA